AUGGCAUCGUUUCUUCGGGACGAGGAGGUACUAAAGGCCAGCAUCAUCGCAGUGCAGGAACCAUGGAAGAAUACCUUUUCCAAUACUACACAUCAACCGGCAUCUGCCUCGUUUCAACUACUAUACCCAAAGACACCAGAAGACGAACCACCAGGGGUAGGCAUGUACAUUUCGAAGAAACUCGAUCCACGGGAAUGGUCCUGCCAGCUAGUGAAUCGCGACUACCAGAUCCUAAAGCUGCGGAAGGCACACCGAGGCGGAGAUUGGACGGAUCUCUUCGUCCACAACGUCUACAAUCGUCCGGGCACAGGGCUACCCUUCAUCCUACGGCAUGAACUGCGUAAGAGACCAUAUGGCGAGCAUGUGGUUAUAGGCGACAUGAAUGUCCACCACCCUCUGUGGGGAGGACCAGGCGCCGAUAUCGAUAGGGAAGCAGAAGAUCUACUAACCGUAAUGGACGAGUUCAAAAUGGACCUACUCACUGAAGAAGGGAAGCCCACGUGGGAGCGAGCAGGGUCGUCAUCGGUCAUCGACCUCACCUUUGUGAGCGAGACACUCACAGAACGCCUAGUUCAGAGCGGACGGGCAGACGAUAUUGAGCACCAAUCUGACCACUACCCAAUACGUACGGUCAUCGAUAUUGAAACACCACUCUUCGAACGGCCUCAAAGAAGAAACUGGGCCGUCACAGAUUCCAAAGCGCUUACGGCAUUCAUCGAAGAACACCUACACACAAGAGACAUGUCAACAGCGGGAAAGAUGCGCAUUGAACUUGAAUGCCAAGCGUUUAUCAGGGUCAUCCGUGCAGCCAUCGAUGCAUCUACCCCAUGGGCUAAGCCCUCCGAAUGGUCGAACCCUGAUUUCACUAUGGAGUGCCGCAUGGCCGUUAAAACAGUCCGCUUCCUCCGUAGGAAAUGGGUCAACACUCGGGAUCCUUAUUACGAGGAGCAAUACAAGAAGGCUCGCAACCAGAAGAACCGGCUUAUCAAAGGCACACUCACGAAAGCGCACCGCCGGCGGGUUCAGCGAGUGAUCGAGAACGGACCGAAGGGGAUGUGGCGACUGGCCAAAUGGGCCCGCAACCGCACAGGAUCGUACGACAGAGGGGUCACACCAACACUGAAGCAGACCAACGGGACAAUAGCGGAAACAGUCGAGGAAAAAUCAGCGGCAUUCCAACAGGCCUUCUUCCCCCAACUGCCAGAUGCUGAUCUGAGUGAUAUCGAUGGAUUUCAGUAUCCGUCAGAGCCUAUCAGAUUCCCAGAGAUCAUGAAACAUGAAAUUCAGGACGCUAUACGGUUAACACCAGCGGAAAAAGCCCCAGGCGAGGACACGAUUCCGAACUCAUUCUGGCACAAAGUGAUUGAAAUACCGGUUGUUCUCAACACACUCCACCAGCUCUACAAUGCAUGUGUACGGGAAGGAUACAACCCCUCCCAUUUUCAACGAUCGAUCACAGUGGUUCUACGGAAGCCAGGGGACCGAGAUUACCAGUUAGCAAAAUCAUAUCGACCAGUUGCGCUCCUAAACACGAUUGCUAAAUUUUUGGAAUCAAUCAUCGCGAGGCGCAUUAGCUACGUGGUAGAGGAGGAAGGCCUCCUCCCAGAAACACACCUCGGCGGCCGAAGGGGCAUAUCAAAGGACCAUGCCAUUCAGAUCAUGAUUGAUCGCAUCCGAACGGCAUGGGGAAAGGGCCAAACGGUCUCGCUUCUAACACUCGAUGUGUCCGGAGCGUACGACUACGUCUCACACAUCCGGCUGAUCCAUAACCUCCAGAAGAGACGGCUUGGCCAGCUCGCACCGUGGACUAGCGCCUUCCUCACUGGCCGUAGCACUCGUAUUCGGAUGCCUGAGGGCAUUUCUGAUCGCAUCCAGACACCAACUGGCAUCCCACAAGGCUCGCCGCUCUCACCGAUCCUUUACCUCCUCUAUAAUGCAGACCUCAUCCAAGACUGCUCGAGCAGAUACAUUACUACCAAUGGUUGGGUAGACGAUACAAGCUUCAUGGCCAUCGGACGACCAGAAGCACAGAACAUCGCCAGGCUUCAAGAGAGGGAGUCAACGGCCUCAACAGAAGGAUCUCGCCGACGGAGACGGCAGAGAUAUCUUGGAUUCUGGCUUGAUGCCGAACUCACGUUCGAACACCACUGCGAGAAGGCUCUGAUCAAGGGAUGCACAUCACUACACGCACUCCGCAGCCUUGCCGGAUCGACUUGGGGAGCAUCUCUCUCUGCGAUGCGACGCAUUUACCAAGCUGUGAUAGUCCCACAAAUACUAUUCGGUGUGGCCGCAUGGUAUACACCCCUCAUGGGCAAAGGCGCAGCAAGAAUAGUUAGCAAGCGUUUCGCUUCGCUCCAAAAACGCGCGGUCUGCCUCAUCGGAGGCGCAUUCAAAACCAGCUCCGCAGAGGCACUAAACGUGGAGAUGUAUCUCCCACCGAUUGGCAUCCAAAUGGACCGAAUUGCCCAAGAAACCGCACUCCGGUUACGCACUGGACCGAUGCAUGCAAUCCCGAAGGCUAUGCUACAACAGCGACCAGAAAGCCAACGUAAGCGGGGAGGAUGGACACCAAUGGAGGUACAGGCCUGGAAGAAGGGCGGAUGCCUCACGGCUCCCCCUGAAGCUGUGGCAGGCGAGUGGGAGAGUCGGAAGGCAUUCGUCCGGGCACCAUGGCAGGUACCACCAGCGGUAUUCAUCGACGACCGAGGAAUAGCAACCCAAAAGCACGCAGAGAUCUAUACUAAGCCACCGGAAGAAGUCCCGCUCAUAAUUUACACGGACGGCAGCGGUAUCGAGGGAAAAGUGGGUGCAGCGGCCCUCGUGAACUCCACGGGAGUAUCCCGUCGGUGCCAUAUGGGUACCGACGAAGUCUCCACAGUAUACUCUGCGGAACUGCGAGGGGCUGAGAUGGCCCUUGAGAUGGCGAAGGAACUCGACAGCGACCGCACACAGAAUGGUGUGGUUAUUUUCUCUGACAGCCAAGCAGCGCUUAAAGCAUUACUCCGACCGCGAAUGCCUUCGGGACAAAUAUACCUCUGCGACUGCAAUACCCUCCUACAGCAACUGAGCAACCAGGGAAUCGACGUAGUAUUCCGAUGGAUUCCAGCGCACGAAGGAAUCGCAGGAAACGAACUAGUCGACAGCUACGCGAAGGAGGCCGCUAAGGGUGAAACCCCAAGCCCUCACGACCGCAACAUUCAACUCGCUUCGGCAGCCAAGCGCAGGAUUCGCACCACCGCGAGGAUCUCAUGGGAGAGAUCAUGGGAGAAGGAGAAGAGCGGCAAGGCGACAAAGCGACUACUCCCAGUCCCGACAAAGAAGGUCCUCGAAUUCUGGAAGGGCCAAAGGAAAGCCUCAGCAUCGAUCAUGAUGCAGAUGCGUCUCAACAUCGUCGGCGUGAACCGCUACCUUUGGAGGAUCAAUAAAGCAGACUCACCAGACUGCUCAUGCCAUCUCGGCCAGCAGACACCGAAACACGUCUUGCUUGAGUGCCCCUUGUACGAGGACGAACGUCGAGAGAUGCGGUAUGCGCUUUCAGAAAAGGGUGUGCCCCCAUCGCUCCCAUUUACCGAACUCAUCCAGCAGAAGCCAGCCGUACCAGCGAUCACGGCCUUUAUAAUGAAAACGAAGCUCCUUGGCCAGUUCCACUUCGUCGACCCGCAAGCGACGGGGGUAGAGGAAGACGCAGAACAGCAAUCAUGA
Penicillium lagena is the source of this 3702-nucleotide messenger RNA. RefSeq lists its product as uncharacterized. The transcript is spliced from 2 exons. Gene Ontology annotation, molecular function: nucleic acid binding; RNA-DNA hybrid ribonuclease activity. The coding region runs from base 1 to 3702 and encodes 1233 amino acids. NCBI's taxonomy places the organism in Eukaryota, Fungi, Ascomycota, Eurotiomycetes, Eurotiales, Aspergillaceae. The record is from RefSeq and is a predicted model, not a curated record.